Messenger RNA from Oncorhynchus masou masou (cherry salmon), 3975 nucleotides. Its product is annotated as armadillo-like helical domain-containing protein 3. The record is from RefSeq and is a predicted model, not a curated record. NCBI's taxonomy places the organism in Eukaryota, Metazoa, Chordata, Actinopteri, Salmoniformes, Salmonidae. Gene Ontology annotation, cellular component: cytosol.
AUGGUGGAAGCCCUCAAUGGCGUUGCCCAUGCUGAAACUUCUCUUUGGUCACUAGAGGCCUCUAUCAUAAUCUAUGGUCUGUGGUGUUUGACCUUUCACCCACAUUGUAUCUGUCCCCUCCUCCAGACUCUGUGUGCGUUGUUCCGUGGGGUUCACCAGAAGAACAAGUCAGCCUCAGGCUUCGACAUCAUCAACAUGCUCGUGGGCUUCGACAAGGCCGAGCUCCGCAUGAAGGACCUGAUGGAGAGUUUAGACAGCCUGCUGUGUGGGGAGGGUUCAGAAAGUCUCAAGGCCCUGUGUCUCAAACUACUGCUGUGUUUAGUGACGGUAACAGACAACAUCAGUCAGAACACCAUCCUAGAGUAUGUGAUGAUCAACAGCAUCUUUGAGGCCAUUCUGCAGAUCCUAUCAGAUGUGUCCACUAGAGGACAACAUGGUUAUGAUGCUGUUGUCCUCCUGGCUCUGCUCGUCAACUACAGGAAGUACGAGUCUGUGAAUCCCUACAUUGUGAAGCUGUCCAUAGUGGAUGAUGAACCAACUCUAGAUGGAAUGGGUCUGGUGGUUGGCCAAGCCCUGACAGAAUAUAACAGACAGUACAAAGACAAAGAGGAGGAGAACCAUGGAGGAUUCUUCUCUACACUCACCAGUAUGGUGGGCAGUAUGUUCAUUGCAGAUGCAGAUGAGAAGCUCUCUGUACAGACCAAUGAGGCGAUUCUGCUGGCGUUGUACGAGGCCGUGCACCUCAACCGCAACUUCAUCACUGUUCUCGCUCAGAGUCACCCAGAGAUUGACAUCCCGACCACACCCAUCACCCCUGUUCCGACCACUCCCACGACUCCGCUUGGCACAACCCCGCUCUCUAUGGACAUGAUGAACUCUUCAGAACCUCUGGAUCCUAACCUUCAGACCAGUAACCUGCUCAUCACCUUCCUCAAGUACUCCUCCAUCGUCAUGCAGGACACCAAAGAUGAACACAGACUCAACAGUGCCAGACUCUGCCUCAUCAUCCUCACCUGUAUAACGGAGGACCAGUAUGCUGAUGCCUUUCUCCAUGAUGACAACAUGAACUUCAGAGUCAAUCUACAUAGAAUGCCAAUGAGACACAGGAAGAAGGCAGCAGAGAAGAACGUCCCGUCCAGACCGCUGGUGUGUGCUGUUCUAGAUCUGAUGGUUGAGUUCAUCGUAACUCAUAUGAUGAAGGACUUUCCUAUGGAUCUCUACAUGCGUUGUGUACAGGUGAUCCACAAGCUGAUCUGCUACCAGAAGAAAUGCAGAAUCAGGUUACACUAUACCUGGAGAGAACUGUGGUCAGCUCUGAUCAACCUGUUGAAAUUCCUGCUGUCCAAUGAGACCGUUCUGUUGGCCAAGCACAACAUCUUUCACCUGGCUCUACUGGUGGUGAAUCUGUUCAACAUGUUUAUAACAUAUGGAGAUACGUUCCUGCCCACCUCCAACAGUUAUGAUGAACUUUACUAUGAGAUCGUCAGGAUGCACCAGAUCUUUGAGAACCUCUACUGCAUGGUACUGAGGGUGUCCACCAACGCAGGCCCGUGGAAGGAGCCUGCCAGUAAAGUCACACACUCACUGGUCAACGUCAGGGCCAUUAUCAACCAUUUCAACCCCAAGAUUGAGUCCUACGCUGCAGUGAACCACAUCUCCCAGCUGUCUGAGGACCAGGUAUUGGAGGUGGUUCGGUCCAACUAUGACACGUUGACCCUGAAGCUGCAGGAUGGUCUGGACCAGUUUGAGAGAUACUCUGAACAACCCAAGGAGGCUGCCUUCUUUAAAGAACUGGUUCGCUCCAUCAGUCUGAAUGUGAGGAAGAAUGUGUCUCUGAACACACUGAGUCAGGACCUCCUGCUCAAAGAGUUCUCCACCAUCUCCUGAGAGACACAUGUAUAUUCCUCACCCCCUGACCCUAUCUGACUACACACACACGCCUCUGUCUGACGACACACACACGCCUCUGUCUGACUACACACACGCCUCUGUCUGACUACACACACACCCUCUAUCUGACUACACACACACGCCUCUGUCUGACUACACACACACCCCUCCCUCCUCACCCAUCCACACACCCCCCUCUCAAAGAGUUCUCCACCAUCUCCUGAGAGACACAUGUAUAUUCCUCACCCCCCUGACCCUAUCUGACUACACACACACCCCUCUAUCAGACUACACACACACGCCUCUGUCUGACUACACACACACGCCUCUGUCUGACGACACACACACUCCUCUAUCUGACUACACACUCCUCUAUCUGACUACACACACACCCCUCUAUCUGACUACACACACACCCCUCCCUCCUCACCCAUCCACACACCGGAGAGGGAGGGUCACACAUCUCUCCCCCACUGCCUCACCUCUCUCUCUCCCCACCUGCCCUACACACACCUCUCCCCCACUGCCUCACCUCUCUCUCUCCCCGCCUGCCCUACACACAUCUCUCCCCCACUGCCUCACCUCUCUCUCUCCCCACCUGCCCUACACACACCUCUCCUCCACUGCCUCACCUCUCUCUCUCCCCACCUGCCCUACACACACCUCUCCUCCACUACCUCACCUCUCUCUCUCCCCACCUGCCCUACACACACCUCUCCUCCACUACCUCACCUCUCUCUCUCCCCACCUGCCCUACACACACCAUACUACUCUGGGGUUGACCUGGCUGACUGGUGGGGUUUGUCUGGAAAUCUGUGCUAUACGCCAUGUGUGAGUGGUUUCUGUCUAAAGAGAUGUGUGAGCGCUAUUACUACAUUGUGUUUGUGUGUGUAUAUUGGCAGGACUGUUACCAGACUGAUCCAUGCAAAUAUCCAAUCUCCUUCCCAAAUUGCACCCUAUUCCCUAUAUAGUGUACUACGUCUGGUAGUGCACUAUAACUUUUGGUAGUGCACUAUAUAGGGAAUAGGGUGCCGUUGUGGGAGGCUGUCGUUGUAACAUUGUAACAUCUGUUGUUAAACUGAUCAUUGGAUUGAUUGAAUGAUUUUUCUUCUUUGUUUUUGUUGUUGAAAAAACCCUUUUAGUUCUAAAAAUGUACAUUUGGUUGUUUGUUUUCUCUGCUCUGUUGGUUGGCCUUCCGUUACUAGGCAACCGAUCCAUCCAUGUCGUUUGACAUGAACGAACGAUCCGAGACAACCGCAGUUUGAUGUAUCAGACAUGGAAUUUAUUUUUCUCUCGGAUUCAGAAAAAAUAAGAAAAUGAAAGAAAUACAGACAAAAACAAGCAAAAGUGUUUCCUGUUUCCUGUUUCCUGGUGACUGAAUGUUUAUAUGGGAGCUAAAACCUUUUCAUUUUCUUCACGUUUUGAAUACAUCCUAUUUUUCUCUCUUUUCAUCUUGAGAAUACAUUUGCCCUAACCUCAUACGACCAUCCUGAUAUCACACGCUUCCAAUCUGUUUUGCAACACGGAUGAAAUGAAGUGAGACUCAGCGGUCAGGAUGGUCGUAUGAGGCUUCAUUCACACAGCCGAUAAGGACAGUAUGGCAGCCAUUUUGACAAGUGGCUACAUACGUAGGCUAUGUUUACAAGCUCGCUGUAUUCUCAACCGUGGUGACGUCCAGCAUUAACAGACUCAUGGAGCCGGGGUGAAGUUUCCCCUGAAUGCUGAUCCUGGGGCAGCGUAGCAUUGUCCCCAAUAACGGUUAAGGUUAUGAUUGGGGAGGGCAAGCUGAUCCUAGAUCUGUACUUAGGGGAAACUUCACCCCGGCGCUAGUUGAUCUUUAAGGUCACAAAAGCUGUUUUCGGGUAACGUUGCACAACAUUUGUGAUCUUGAACAAAGCGCUGCACAAGAGAUUUCUCUGAGGACCCUAGUAUUGAAGAUGGAUAAACAAACAAAUUAUGCAACGCUCUCUUUUCUCUCUCUUUAUUUGACGGUAGGAUUCUCUCUCUUCCUCUCUAACUCCUGUAGCUAGUAGUGUUAUUUGUCUGUUUGUCUUUUAAAAAUAAAAGUUUGUUUCCUACUCCUCA